Messenger RNA from Mugil cephalus (flathead mullet), 5989 nucleotides. RefSeq names its product integrin alpha-11-like. Gene Ontology annotation, biological process: cell-cell adhesion; integrin-mediated signaling pathway; cell adhesion mediated by integrin. The record is from RefSeq and is a predicted model, not a curated record. Gene Ontology annotation, cellular component: external side of plasma membrane; integrin complex. Gene Ontology annotation, molecular function: integrin binding. The transcript has 30 exons. Bases 76 to 3651 code for a protein of 1191 amino acids. Lineage: Eukaryota; Metazoa; Chordata; Actinopteri; Mugiliformes; Mugilidae.
UUAAGGCACUAGAGUUAAGAAUCAACCCGUACACCCUCACUCUUUUAUAUCAGUAUUUUCUGUACAAGCAAAGCCAUGGAUUAUCACCAUCUUCUGCUGCUGUGGAUCUGCUGCCUUCUGCCAGAUCUUCAGCUCUGUUUCAACUUUGAUACCAAGAACUUUAAGAUCUUCUCUGGUUCUAAAGAAACCCAGUUUGGAUAUACAGUUCAACAGCAUGAAGUUGGAGGACGCCAAUGGUUGUUGGUUGGAGCUCCCUUUGAAUCCACAGGAAAGCAGCAAACUGGCGAUGUGUACAGAUGUCCCCUGGAUACUAGAAAAUCUGUAAACUGCAACCGACUCCACUUGGGGAAUCUUUCCCUUCCCAACGUGUCUGAGAGGAAAGACAAGAUGAGGCUGGGAAUGACGCUAACCUCCAACCCUAAAGACAGCAGCUUUGUGACAUGUGGUCCACUCUGGUCUCAUGAAUGUGGAAGCUCCUUAUACAGCACAGGCAUCUGCUCCAGAGUCAACAGAAACUUCAGACUCUCCCAAAUUGUUGCACCAGCCCUGCAGAGGUGCGAGACCUUCAUGGACAUUGUGAUAGUUCUGGAUGGUUCUAACUCCAUUUACCCCUGGUAUGAGGUUCAGGACUUCAUCAUAAACGUCUUACACAAGUUCUACAUUGGCCCAGGUCAGACACAGGUGGGUGUGGUUCAGUACGGCUCCACAGUGGUCCAUGAGUUUGGUUUAGGUGAGUACCAGACAGUAGAAGAUGUGGUGGAGGCUGCCAGGAACAUCCACCAACGGGGUGGAGAGGAGACGAGAACAGCACUGGGCAUCAAUGUGGCACGGUCAGAAGCCUUCCAGCGUGGUGGCCGGCCAGGAGCCCAGAAGGUGAUGAUUGUGAUUACAGACGGUGAAUCUCAUGACAGUCCUCAGCUGGUACAGGCAGUCACCGACAGCGAGAAAGAAAACAUCACCAUGUAUGCCAUUGCUGUUCUGGGUUACUACAACCGUCGAGGAAUCAACCCUGAAGCCUUUCUCAAGGAAAUCAAGUUUAUUGCCAGUGAUCCUGAUGAGAAGCACCUCUUUAAAGUGACAGAUGAAUCAGCACUGAAGGACAUUGUAGAUGCUCUGGGAGAAAGGAUUUUUUCUCUAGAAGGAACCAGCAGUCAGGGUCAAGGGUUCAACCUGCAGAUGGCUCAGGCUGGUUUCUCCUCUCAUUUAGUCAAGGAUGGUGUUCUGCUUGGAGCAGUGGGUGCCUAUGACUGGAAUGGUGCAGUGCUGAAAGAAACUAAACAUGGGAAAAUUGUCGCACCAAAAUCCUCCUACCAGAAUGAGUUUCCACAGGCGCUGAAGAACCAUGCAGCCUAUCUGGGCUACUCAGUGGGCUCCCUCAUUACAUCGCGCGGCUUUCAGCUCUAUGUGGCUGGAGCUCCAAGGUUCAACCACACUGGCAAGGUCAUAGUUUUCACCCUGAAGAACACUGGAAACCUGACCAUUCUGCAAUCACUGCUGGGAGAGCAGAUCGGAUCAUAUUUUGGCAGUGAGUUGUUAUCAAUGGACGUAGACAGUGAUGGACAGACAGACCUUCUUCUAGUCGCAGCACCCAUGUACUACAGUCAAGGCUGGGAGAAAGGGAAGGUUUACAUCUACUCUGUUACACCACAGACAUCAUUCACCCUGCAGGGAGUGCUGGAAUUGUCAGACCACUCUGAGAACUCUCGGUUUGGUUCAGCACUGGCCCAGAUAUCUGACAUGAACGGAGACGGGUUCAGGGAGCUUGUGGUAGGAGCACCACUGGAGGACAAUCACCAGGGAGCAAUCUAUGUCUUUCAUGGCAAAAAAAUGGACAAAACCCCCCAACUCCAGUUAAAACAACGUCUGUCUGCUGCUGGUUUUUCUCCACAUCUGCAGUAUUUCGGUCAAAGUCUUCAUGGAGUUUUGGACGUCAAUGCAGAUGGCCUUGUUGAUCUUGCUGUAGGAGCACUGGGAGCUGCAGUCAUUGUCUGGUCUCGUGGUGUGGUACGGAUUCAGGCUAAAUUGACUUUUGAACCUGAGAAGGUCAACAUUUUCAAUAAGGACUGUCAACGAGGCAGGAAGGAGGUCACCUGUAUGUCUGUCACUGUCUGCCUGAGUCUGGAAUCCAGGACAAAAACCAAGACAGACGUCGCUGUUUGGUACAAUUUGGUAUUGGAUGAGAGGCGUUUUCCUCCCCGAGCAGUCCUGGAUGAAUCGGACCGACAUCAGCCCAGAAAUCUUUUUUUGCAGACUGGAAGCCAGAAAUGCCAACACCUCGGCUUCUCCGUCCAGGAGACAACAGAUUACGGACGUCCCAUUGGGGUUGUCCUGGAGACAGGAUUGCAGAGCCUAGAUGACGGGCCAGUGUUAGACCCAGACUGGCCAAGCGUAUCCAGAGCUGAGCUUCACUUCUGGAAUGGAUGUGAACAGGAAGAUCAAUGUGUUCCUGACCUAAUCCUUCACAGUCACACUGAUCUAAAAAACGUUCAGCAGUUCUGCAGCUCAAGGGAAUGGGCUGGCAUCUCACUAUGCAAUCAUCAAGGGACACGUGAGGACCAGACGUUUGUGGUGGAGUCUGGUCGGAGGAGGAUGGUGGUGUUUGCUCUACUGGAGAACCAAGGAGAGAAUGCAUACGGAACUGCCAUCCAUAUCUCCACCUCCCCCAACCUGCUUUUCUCCACUCUCUUGGUCAAGGACCAAUCUGAUAUCCAGAUUGAGUGCAACUCAGAGGACAGACUGGCUAGUCAAAAGAGCUGUAACAUCAGUGCUCCAUUCAUGAAGUCGCUGUCCCAGGUAACUUUCCGACUGGAGUUUGAGUUCAGCCGUUCUAUCUUUCUGGAUCACGUACGAGUCAUCAUGGCAGCUACCAGUGACGGAGAAGAGGGAUACCCCGAUGACAACAUCAAUGAUAUCUUCCUCCCUUUGAAAUACCAAACUGACCUCCUCUUCACCAGAGAUCCUAACCCUCCUCAUUUUGAAAUCAGAGCAGACUCCUCUCCAUCCUGGGACCAACCAGACAAUUCUUCCACCUUCAACUUAACUUAUUAUAUUCAAAACCUGGGCAUCUUUCCAGUGCAGGACAUCCUGUUCAUGGCUGAUAUCUGGGCAGUCACCUGGAAGGGGAACCAGCUGGUGAACAUUACAGACUAUAGCAUUGAACAGCAGGUAGCUGGGUCGCACUGCAUGCUGCCUCAUCUCAUAACAACCAGUCCUGUUACACCAGAGGACCUGUCUCACCUGUCACAACUGAACCACACUAACAGUGUGAGCAUGGCAGUACAUUGCAAACUGAGCCUUCUGGCCUCCAGAGAAGUAAAAGUGACACUCAGAGGACGACUUCAUCUCUCAGCGCUGCUUGCUGUAAGCUUCAGGUCUCUGGAGUUGUUGACUGCUGCCUCUAUCCAGCUGGAAGAAUCCAGUCCUAUGUUCCUCCAGGAGGACAGGCCUGUCAGACAGAUAAUCCUGGAUAUGAAGAAAGAGGAGGAUCCCUCCAUCCCAAUAUGGAUAAUCCUGGGAAGCUCGCUGGGAGGCCUGCUGCUACUAGCCUUACUGGUCUUGGCCUUAUGGAAGCUUGGCUUUUUCAACAGACGGAGAAGACAAGAAGAGGAGGAGCAGCCUGUGGUUAAUGGGAAGGCAGCGCAAGAGCUAUAAUAUGUAGGUGUCAGUGUUGCAUUGAAUGGGUGAAGCCAUAAAAUGAGGUUGCAGACUGAAUUGAACCUGUAGGGGUCCUUACUAGGAAAGCCCUUGAGAAAAUUGAGAAAAAGUUAAAUAGUAUAUUUCAUCUUUCAUGUGAUGACACCCCAACUUGUAACUCAGGGAUACUGAUGCCUCACCCCCAAGCUAACUGCUCAAGCAGUUACAGCCACCACUACCCAAGCCAGCUAUGCUUCGUAGAUAUGACCUACUUGGCAAAGAGUGUCUGUGUGCGGACUUAGUCACCUGAAACAAUGAACAAUACACAACACAUACCUAUUUAUGUUCUUGCAAAUCAGCCAGCUUCAUGUCCAGCUGGUCAGCCUGUCAGAAAACUAACAAGUCAUCAACACCAGCCCAAAGUCAUUUUAACAUAGAUUUUUUUUUUUAUCACAUCAUAUAUCUUAACACUUUAAUGUUUUAAAAAUAGAAUUCAUCUGCAGUCCACAAUUUCCCUGUUAUCUGAAUCAUUUAUUGGUCCAUAGACUUUUAACAGUUAAAAAUAACUAUUAUUCUUAUAUGCAGUGUAAAUACAUACCCUGGUGUUUCACAAUGUUUGCAUUCUGUAUAUAUUUUCAAGUAGGCUUCAGUAAAUACCAAUAGACGCGACCUUGCAACAACAAAUACCGUAUAAUCACAAUUACAGGAAGCAGUCGAAUAGAUAGACAUGGUACUACAAAACAUUUCAACAACACAUCAAAUAUACACCUAUAGCUGAAUAUAGAUAAUACAUAUAAUAUCUCACAAUGCAACACAAAGCAUGCAUUUAUGUGCAGGUGUUCAAACUGAAACAAGUGUUGAGUUUUACUAACGGUAAGGGUCACAGGUUGGCCUUCUGCCCCGUCCAUGGCUGUGCUAUCCUGAGCAAGCAUCCAACCGGCGGUCUACCUGAGUCAGCCCACGGCUCCAACCAUACACACACUGUGUGAACAAAUGGAUGGCUCAAAUGCAGAGAAGGAACUUCACCACAAGGGAUCAAUAAAGAAAUCAUCAUUAUUAAUAUCAUUAUAUCCUGAACGGUUUGCAAAACUUUUUUAUGGAGUUCAGGAAUUUGCAAACUGAAAUCACUAUGUCAGAUACACAUCAAUAAACUGUCAACAUACAAGUCUAUAAAGAGUUCACUAUGAUGAAGUUUUAUACCAUGGAGCCUUGAUUUCUAAUUGCUCUUGUGAGAGGUUCUAAGGCUAAAUUGGUGCAUUACAACAAUAGAAAAUACAUACUGCAAACAAGAUUUGUUAUUUCCAACUUUGCUGGAAUUCUUUUUCACCUUUUAACUCAACGUGUCUGAGGCUACACUAUACAUCUAGAAAGGUUGCGUGUUUAGCUGGUCUCGUUGUGGAUUGGUGAUGGUAGACUUGUUUUAAACAAACUCCCCCUCUCAAAAAUAGUGUUUCCAGCAUCUCCAACCAAACCUCCAAAACUCUCUGAGUAAAUAAUAGUUUAAUAAUAAAAGUUUUUCAUAAAGUAAAACUUUUGUACUGUUCUAGGUCCAGUCAGGGGACAGGGGGUUCCAAUUACUUUAAGGAAUCUUUGGUCCCAUCAUCUGUAAAAUACAUUGUGCCGUGUAAGUACACAAGAAGAUGUGAAUGUUCAUGAUGAUAGUGAAUUAUUGUCUAAUGGCUUACUGAAAUACAGUCAUAACAGAAGACUUGGUUGAACAAACGCUGACCCUUUUCUUGAACUUCUGUAUAGGUAAGUGGUUCAGAUAAUGUGGAUAAACUGGGAAAAUCUUUGUGAUUACAUGCAACUCUUACUGACUUAAGACGAUGUCACAGUGUGUGAUGAGCAAAACUGAGGAGUUGAUCAGAUCUAAAGACUACAGCUGCUGCGUAAAACUGAAAAGAGUAAUAAACAAACCUGUAAAAAUAAAAUUCUGUCUCUAAAAUAAGACCGUUUGUUUGAAAUUUUAGAACAUUUGGUUGAAACUUACGUUUGGAUAAGAACCAUUAAAAACUCAGAGUAAUGAGACCAUAUGAAAAAGCAAAGCAUACUACCUAAGGUGGCUAAAUUUAUUUAGUUGUAUCCUUUUCUGAUAUUAAUGGAAGCUGUAAAUGUAUCUUAUUAACAUGUUAUAUAUUGUUCCCAAAUGUAUUACUGGUGCACUUUUGUAUAAAGUAAAACUUGAACUUUGGUAAAUAUACACAUGAUUAAUGAGCAUGGAGGCAGUGUUGUUUCACAUGAAACUGUAUUCAUAAUUUGUAUUGCCACUUUGCCAGUGUAUUUACCCAGUACGUUUCCAUGUGUUAAAUUUUUAAUAUCUUAAUAAAGCUAAGAAAUAUAUUUAAAACAAACCAUG